AUGACGCUUGGCCAGAAGGUCCAGGAGUUCUUCUACUCCCUCAGCACCAGCGACAAGUACGCAGAGUUCGACCCCAGAAACUCGUUCAACCGUGUCAACAAGCCUGACGAGGCCAAGUUGCUCUUCUCCCACCACAACCACUCGGCUACUGAGUUCAUCAGUGGACACGAUGCCGACGCUGCUGCCGAAACUGCCACUGACGCUGGCGUCCACGAGGUCAAGUUGGCAUGGCGGCACAUCAACAACUGGAUGGUGCGCUACGCGCCAGACCUCCAUAGCUCGCUCCAGGACAAAUGCACCAACUCCGACUUGAACGACUUCCAGAAGGACUUGAACAUCAAAUUGCCGCCGUGCGUGGUCGAGUUCUACAAGCUCACCGAUGGCCAGUCCAACUUCGGUACCACGUCCACCACCUCGGGCGAAGGCUUGGUGUUUGGGCUCAAGUUGAUGUCCUUGGACGAAAUCGUGAUCAUGACAGAAAACUGGCGCAAGGUGGCACGUAUGUUCAACGACGAGUUGUCCACCAUCAAGCAAUCGCACAAAAUCAGCGAGUUGGCCAAGUUGCCCACCAGCUACGCCCAAAACCUGGCGGUGAAGAAGAAGUUCACUAACCCCGAUGCUGGUAGUCAAACCUCGUCUCGCUCGUCGUCCUCGGCCUCCAGUGCGUCUACGACGUCCCCACACCUCAACCUUCCCGUCCAGAAAUCAAUCCCGCCUGGUGCCAUCCACAACUCGUUUGCCCAUCCCAUGUGGAUCCCCAUCAUCACCGACGAGGUCGGCAAUUACAUCGGCAUCGAUCUCUCUCCUCCUCCAAACGGGUCAGGCACCUAUGGCCAGGUGAUCUUGUUUGGCAGGGAAUUCGAUACCAAGUUCAAGAUUGCUGAUAACUUUGGCGAUUUUCUCUUGAUCUUUGCCAACGACUUGGAGAUUGGAAACUGGGAUAUCAAAACCAGACAAAAGAACAACUACGGAGAUAUCAUCCUCGGUAACGAGGGAUCUUUGGUUUACAUGGACAAAGAAACGAAGUUGGAAGUGGGCUACCUCGAUAUCUUGAAAAGAAGAAGCAUCAACAACUGGCUAGUUUCUUUGCAAAAAGCAGAUGCCGAGCUUGAUGAAGAAACAAAACAACUUAUCAUUGAGUUGAAGCGUAAGGAAUCAUUCAUCCAGGACUUCAAAAAUGGAAACUCCAUCGACGAGCUUAUCAACAAAAACAUCUCAAGUAUCGACACCUUGAACCAACCGUUGAAUAGCGCAAAGAACUCGUCGGAGAGUUUACCCAGAACCUCAAUUGCUUCGCAAUCCAGUAUUGGCUCCAGCUCACAUAUUCCCAACAUAAAAAGUCCCUUGUCCCAAGACGUAACUGACGAGGUAUUGAAAGAGAUCGAUUUGAACCGCCAGCGGGAUACUACAAACAAAUUAACGGAGAUUGGGUUUUAA
Molecule: messenger RNA, 1437 nt
Organism: Suhomyces tanzawaensis NRRL Y-17324
Lineage: Eukaryota; Fungi; Ascomycota; Pichiomycetes; Serinales; Debaryomycetaceae
Gene: SMI1B
Product: Smi1bp
Exons: 2
Coding region: 1-1437 (478 amino acids)
Biological process (GO): cell wall biogenesis; regulation of fungal-type cell wall biogenesis
Cellular component (GO): mating projection tip
Source: RefSeq, a predicted model, not a curated record